AGGUUCGUGACGCUCUCAGAGCUUCCACCCACAUCUGUACAUAAAGAGGCGCAUGCGCAGUCAAAUGUGAAGGCUAUCGUUAUAUUACUGAUAGGUGUUCAGUUCUCCGCAGUCUUCAGGCAACCACGGUCAAGAUGAAGAUAUCGUCUCUCCUACUUGGUAUUUUAUUUGCCACAGUGGCGGAAUCCGGGGCAGGUCUGCUGGACGAAGGACCUACUGCAGACACGAAGCAAUUCCCGAGAAAAGCGAGUUUACAUCUUCGUGAGAAAAGACAAGAGCCAAGUCCUAUCCUGUUUUCUGGAAGUGGUAUGGCAGCACCUGUUGCCGUCCACGAUGCCCACGGAGCCCAAGAUAGCAAUGGCAAAGAAAAGGAAGUGGAGCAUGAUGUAGGCGUGAAAGUCGACAUUAACGCUCACAAGAUCCGAUUUGCCUCCAUCGACAUAGACAUAGAUGUUGGUCGGUAAUGUU
This is a messenger RNA of Penaeus monodon (black tiger shrimp), 468 nucleotides long. RefSeq lists its product as uncharacterized. NCBI's taxonomy places the organism in Eukaryota, Metazoa, Arthropoda, Malacostraca, Decapoda, Penaeidae. Bases 135 to 464 code for a protein of 109 amino acids. The transcript has 3 exons. The record is from RefSeq and is a predicted model, not a curated record.